Molecule: messenger RNA, 568 nt
Organism: Condylostylus longicornis
Lineage: Eukaryota; Metazoa; Arthropoda; Insecta; Diptera; Dolichopodidae
Product: diptericin-D-like
Exons: 1
Coding region: 87-479 (130 amino acids)
Source: RefSeq, a predicted model, not a curated record
CUUCAUUCAUACAAAUUGUAUUAUAAUAGAUUCUAAAAUAUCAAAUCUUAAAGUAAAUUGAAAUCAAAAUUACUCAUUACGCAAAAAUGGAAUUAAAAACAUUUUCAACUUUAACUUGUGCAUUAUUAGUACUUGUGAAUAUAGAAAUCAUUAGUGCACAGUUCAAUUUUUUGCAACCGAAACCACAAAAUAACUUCCAAUCACCAGCGCACAUGAAUAUUGCAAACCCUCCAAAUGUUUUUCAACCACCUCCAUUACAACCGGCUAAUAACAAUUUUAAAUUGUUUGGUGGUGGUGGUGGUUCACCAAAACAAGGAUUUGAUGUAGGACUUGGUGCAACUGCUAAAGUAUGGGAAAGUCCAAAUGGAAGAAAUCAAUUGUUUGGCACCAGAACUUAUUCACAACAUUUAGGUGGACCAUAUGGAAAUAGUAGACCAAAUGUUGGCGGUGGAGCAACAUUUAUACAUAAAUUUGGUUAAAAUUCUUUAGAUUGUUCUUUAUUUAUUGUAAAAAGUAUUAAAUUAUUCUGAUUUUGAAAUGAAAUAAAGAUGCCGUGUUUGAUUAAAAU